AUGCGAUUCCGAUCUCCUACUUUCUCGAACAUCUCUGCCUGAAGCUGAGCUAAAGGUUGCAGACACAUUCGAUUAGACUUUUCUUCCUGUCUCCGAUUCAGGAAUGUACAUGUGAAAGAAACGACUCUGUGAAAUGGCAUCAUGCGAUACAAUGUUGCAGUCUAUGUAGGAGUCAAACAAGAACGACAAAGCAGCGGGGGGGAAAUCCUGUAAUAUCGCUUGUUUUGGAUAUCGCUAACUGGCUAGUUAACGACGUUGACCCAACAAUAACACGCGUGUCAUGUGGGAGUAACUCUCAUCCCUGGAGGCAAGAUGUUAGCCACACAGACCCCAGAUACAGGGCCAGAGGCAAAAGACGUCAAGCAGUGGAUUAAGGAGAAGUUGGCGUGGUCACUCAAGGCGUUGCAGAAGCGCUACGUGACAACCGAUGUCGUGGUUACCAGCGAGGAUGGUGACGCCAAUCUGCUGUGCUGCGCACUGGAGGCCAUCUUUAUCCACGGCAUCAAAAGCAAAUAUGUUCGCUCCGAGGCUGGGGGACGCGGCAGGAAAGGGGGGUCCCGGGGAGCCCUCCCCCAGCCUGUGUUCUGGAGCCUCCUCAAGACUGUCACUCACGGUGACGUGAUCACGGAGCUGGAGAAGCUGAGCUUCGUGGGUACGGACACGGGUCGCUGCCGGGCCUGGCUGCGGCUGGCCCUCAACCACGGCCUAAUGGAGUGCUACCUGGCCUCCCUGUUCCGCGAGGGCUCCAAACUACAGGCCCACUACCAGCCCUCCGCCCUGCUUCUGGACCCUGAGGAGCGUGAGGUGCUGCUCAGUUACAUCCAGGGCCUGGCCUCCCUCACCUUCAACCUCUCUUACAAAUCGGCCGUGCUCAACGAGUGGACCACCACCCCUCUGGCUCUGGCUGGCCUCUGCCCUGCCGCCCAGGCUGAAGCGCUCGACCUCCCCUUUCUCACCAAGCGCAAGGAAUCCUAUGAUACGGUGUCACAGUCAUCCGGCGGGUCGGAUACGGUUGAAGUGCAGCGAGGGGGGCCAGGGGUGCUGGGGAAGGGGAUUGGGGGGGUCUCAGGGUUUAAGACCCCACUGAAUUCGUCCAAUUUGAGCCUGGACACCACAGGGUCGUCUCAGCUCUCCUCCAGUCUGAGCUCUGACAGUCUGCUUCAAGGCCACGACCCCAAGAGCCCAGACAAGGAGCCCUGGCCAUGUGACCUGGAAAUCUCCAACAUGGAGAACAAUGGCAAUGCCAAGAGGCCUCUCAAAGAUGUUCUGGCAGACUUCAGGGAGAGUGCCCAUUCCAGUCAGGACUCCAUGCGCGAGGAUUCGUACGUGUCCACCCCAGGCGCAGACCACCUCUCUGAGAACACUGCCUUCAGUGGCUCCGACAGCGAGACCCAGGGACAUGUCACACAUCUCACUGGCCCCUCUAACCCUGCUUCACUGGGGUCAGACCAGGAGGAGCCGUCCACCAAGACCCACGCCUCCACCAACGUGUACUCACACAUUGAAGGGCCUUCCAGCCUCAGUGACUGUGUGGAGAGCACAUCGACAACUCCUCACCUGCCUGCCACUGAGACGCCACAGGAGAAAAAAACAGAACAUUCUGUUAAGAGCGCCUCGGAGCCUUCAGCCCACAUGAACCUACACCGCACGACCAGCGUGCUCAGUCGGACGGUGUCUACAGACUCAGUCAAACAUUCCCACUCCUGGAUCUCUGAGGAUGACAUCUAUAAGCCACACCUUGAGGAACUGGCUGACCCCGAUGAGUCUUUGCUAGGGUCUGGCCCAGCUUGUGUGAACGGAUUUACCUCUCCCCCUCUAGAGCCCGAGACCCCCCAGUCACCCCCCAGCGUGGUCCACCGCAGGCAGAUAGGCCUCUCCAACCCUUUCCGCGGACUACUGAAGCUGGGACACCUGGAGCGGCGGGGCACGGUAGGCAUGUGGCGCGACUACUACUGCGAGCUCUCGCCCUUCGAGUUCCGCCUCUACCUGAAUGCAGAGGAGCGCACCUGCUGCGACAAUUGCUCCCUGCUGCGUUGCGAGGAUGCCUGCGUCACCUCGGCCGAGGGCCGCUUCGACCUUGCCUUCCCCGGGAAAAGGCUCCUUAUGCGGGCGGCCAACUGCGAUGAGGCCGAGGACUGGGUGGACCGCAUCACUGAAGCCGUCAACAAGUGCCGCCCGCUUCAUCUCCUCGAUGACCAGUGGGAGGUGCUGCAGCUCUCUGACAGCAGUGUAACCCCAGAUGAGCCCCCAAAAUCUUCCCCUUCAUCCCCCUCCUCCGUACCCGCCAGUCCCGAUCGAGGGGGGGCUGUGGUUGAGCAGGAGCAGCAGCUGGAGCUGGACUGGACGCGUCCCACAGACCCAGAGUCAGACGCCAUUAAGGAAGCGGUGCUGUACUUCUGCCAGGACUCCGAGGCUCGCAUCUGGACUCCUCUCGUCUUCUCCCUCUCCUUAGAGACUCUCAAGGGCUUCCGGAUGCAAGACGGGCAGAAGGUGCUGCGCUGCUCCCACCCCAUCGAGGGGAUCCGGGACGUGGUCCCAGACGUUUCUAUGGGUGGACCAGCCUUCUUUAGGGUUGUAACGGCCAGGGAUACGCUCAAGCUGAGGGCCAAGAGCUCUGAGGAGGCACGGGCCUGGAGGGGCCUCAUCAGGGGAGCCCUGGACUCCUACCUAGAGAGUGGAGAAGACUGGGAGCCUGAGAGCCCCGGGGUGGCCCCUGGGGCGGGAGGGAACACCCACAGACUGGUGCAGCAUAGACUGAAGGGGGACGGGGUGCUGCUGGCCCAUCUAUGCACAGUGCCCACAGAGAAGGGGCUGGACCUUCAGGGCUUCAAGUGUGCAGGUUGUCCAAAGGUGAUAGGUGUCUCCCGAGGGAAAGCCAGACUGUGUGAGUUUUCAGGGCAGUACUACUGCGACGCUUGUCACCAGGGCGACACCAUCGUCAUACCCUCCCGCAUGGUUCACAACUGGGACCUCGUACCUCGGGAGGUCUCCAGGCAUGCCCUUAAGCUGCUGGCUCAGAUUGAACAUGAGCCCCUGCUCAACCUUGACCUUUUGAACCCUGACCUGUGGGAGCAUGCCGAGGCCAUGGCCCAGGCACAGAGCCUCAGACAGAGGCUGCGUCUCCUAGGAGACUACCUGCUCACCUGCCGCAGCGGAGCAUGCAAGAACAUCCAGACCAGACUGGGUCCAAGGACAUACUUAUUGGAAUCAAGCCAUCUCUACAGUGUCAUGGACUUACGACAGAUAGCGGAGGGAAUGUAUGUGGCCUACCUGAACACUUUGAUCCAGUUUGCCUCCAACCACGUCCACCACUGUGACCUUUGCACCCAGAGGGGCUUCAUCUGCCAGAUCUGUCACACUAGUGACAUCAUCUUCCCCUUCCAGUUUGACACCACCACCAGGUGUAAAGAGUGUAAGGCCGUGUCUCAUGUAACCUGCAAGGCCAAGUCGCCUUCCUGUCCACGAUGCCUGCGUCUUCAGAGGUACCUCGAGAGAGAUCUGCAGGACUAACCGGCAACCCUGCAGGAAUGGUCUUUGUGACCCAGUGGGCUUCCCAUAGCUGCAGAGACCUAUGAAAUGACAAGAACAGACAUUGACAUCCUGCUUCUAGUUUCUUUUUUCUACAUUAAUUAACCUCAAGUGCAAUUAGGAAGUGCGACUGUAUGGACCGACCACAGACCAAACAUGAACAUGAUGGAUAGUGGUCAAGCCAGGAGCUAUUCGUCAACGUGGUUUCUGCUAUUGACAUGAUUGACGAGGUGAAGCAAGCUGAUAUGUUCUUACCUCUCUGAACUAGCUCUACGUCAUGAGUGUCCAAGCCAAGGAAUCAUCUGAACAAUAUAAUCCAGUAAAGGAUGAUGCCAAGAAUCUCCUUGAUGCAAUUUCUAUGACAUUUAUACAUUGAUGUUGUCAUUGUUUGGGGGGGCUUGUGGUGUUUUGUUACCUAGUAAUUUCAUGUUUACAGGAAACGCUCGGUGUAAAUUUGUACAGGACUUUCUGGGAAGCUCAAAGGAGCAAGUCACUCAUAUAAAUAUUAAACUGCUUCCAGUUCCACAAGACGGGAUACAUGUACACGCCUGGGGGAAAAAAACUGCACUUGAAAACGUUCUCAAACUUAGAUUGUGCCUUCAUUUAGAUUUUUUACUUUUACACUCAAACAUAAUGUUCCAUUGAUUGUAGAAUUGUGCAUCAUGCAACAUCACUAAAGUAAAAAAACGGGCGAUUUUAGGUACUGUAGGGUCAAAGCAUAGAUUGUCAUUAUUGAAUGUUAGUUGCCAAAUGUCAACAUUUGUGAGUACUUGCAUCUUGAUACAAAUCCAUUAAUUCAGAAUGGGAAUUUCUUAAUGAAUUUCUUGAUGUUAUCAAAUCAAAUCAAAUCAAAUUUAUUUAUAUAGCCCUUCGUACAUCAGCUGAUAUCUCAAAGUGCUGUACAGAAACCCAGCCUAAAACCCCAAACAGCAAGCAAUGCAGGUGUAGAAGCACGGUGGCUAGGAAAAACUCCCUAGAAAUGCCAAUACCUAGGAAGAAACCUAGAGAGGAACCAGGCUAUGUGGGGUGGCCAGUCCUCUUCUGGCUGUGCCGGGUGGAGAUUAUAACAGAACAUGGCCAAGAUGUUCAAAUGUUCAUAAAUGACCAGCAUGGUCGAAUAAUAAUAAGGCAGAACAGUUGAAGCUAGAGCAGCAGCACAGUCAGGUGGAAGUUGAAACUGGAGCAGCAGCACGGCCAGGUGGACUGGGGACAGCAAGGAGUCAUCAUGUCAGGUAGUCCUGGGGCAUGGUCCUAGGGCUCAGGUCCUCCGAGAGAGAGAAAGAAAGAGAGAAGGAGAGAAUUAGAGAACGCACACUUAGAUUCACACAGGACACCGAAUAGGACAGGAGAAAUACUCCAGAUAUAACAAACUGACCCUAGCCCCCCGACACAUAAACUACUGCAGCAUAAAUACUGGAGGCUGAGACAGGAGGGGUCAGGAGACACUGUGGCCCCAUCCGAGGACACCCCCAGACAGGGCCAAACAGGAAGGAUAUAACCCCACCCACUUUGCCAAAGCACAGCCCCCACACCACUAUCACUACCAUUACCAUUAUCACCAUCUGAUAAGUUCUGACCACAUAAAGAAACAUUAUUCUGCCCAAGUUAUAAUAGCUAGUCAUUAAUUAGAUGCAUUGGGUUAGGAUUUAUGCUCCACUUUACCCUGAAACCCUUUUGCUGCAAAAUAUCAGUCGAGUUCCAGGCUAACGUUGAAAAGAAGCUUUAUAGUCUUGAGAAAUUUGUUCCCCACCCAUUGUGGUAUCCUACCAGUAUGAUAAAGCCAUAUGAAAUAACAGAAUAUUGAUUAGCAUAACAACACAUGCUAAUGUUGCAGCAAAACCAAAAAGCAGCUUUGUAGAGUGAGUGUUGGUUCGUCAAUGUUCUUGCUUCGUACCUGAACUUCUCAAUGUUUCAGGAUAUUCUAAAUCAUUUUGCAUACUUGCACCUUAACACGUUGGUAUGACUGUUUAUCCUGUAGUUGUUUUUAUUCAAUAGUUUCAGCCAGUUGUCCUCCCAGAGAAAUCAUGAUUCUUUCAAAGGGUAUAUGGCCUUUUUAAUUAUUUACUGUAUAAUUAUGUGUGGCAAUGCUUUUACCAUUCAACCAUUGUGAGAAGUUGUCAUUAUUUGAAAUGUUAACUGAAGGAAAUGGAUGGCUUUCCUGAUAUCUAACGCCGAGAUCAUGUGAGACGAUGUGUAAAGCAGAAUUACGUACUGAAAGUAGAGCCCUGGAAUUAUGUUACGCUAUGCCACUGGGCUCCAAUGGUUACUCACGAGGUGCCAGAAUAUCAUUACAUCUCUUUUACCCAUGUUUUUAUGAGGUAUAUCAAGGUUUUAUUAGUAGUUAGACUGACUUGUACACAUUCACAGCUAAAAGCUGAAUUGCAGUAUACAGGCAAAAAAAAGAAAGAAGAUAAAAGUUGAAGUAAAAGAUAUGGCAUGAAGUCUCUAGUCUUGUGACAGCUUCCGAUGGGGACUGCUUUUGGUGUGACGGUCUCUAUUCGUGUGGUCAUUUUAUAAAUGCUCAUUAUUAUAUUAUGAUGAACAUAAGAAUAAAGACUAGUUAUCAUUUG
Oncorhynchus kisutch (coho salmon) is the source of this 6098-nucleotide messenger RNA. RefSeq names its product pleckstrin homology domain-containing family M member 1. The transcript is spliced from 12 exons. Lineage: Eukaryota; Metazoa; Chordata; Actinopteri; Salmoniformes; Salmonidae. Bases 313 to 3510 code for a protein of 1065 amino acids. The record is from RefSeq and is a predicted model, not a curated record.